This is a messenger RNA of Malaya genurostris, 3171 nucleotides long. It is a transcript of the gene Sec3, whose product is annotated as exocyst complex component 1. The record is from RefSeq and is a predicted model, not a curated record. Gene Ontology annotation, biological process: Golgi to plasma membrane transport; exocytosis. Bases 179 to 2854 code for a protein of 891 amino acids. Lineage: Eukaryota; Metazoa; Arthropoda; Insecta; Diptera; Culicidae. The transcript has 4 exons. Gene Ontology annotation, cellular component: exocyst; plasma membrane. Gene Ontology annotation, molecular function: phosphatidylinositol-4,5-bisphosphate binding.
GUUCUCUCGAUUAUGUCAAACCAAAAAAUGUCAACAAAAACAUAGGAUUACUCAGUAUGUAACAUCAAAAUCGAUGCAAUAAUUUAUUUAUGUGACUUAUAUUGCAUUACAAGUAUAUUUCGGACCUCAUUUACACGGACUACAAGUACUAGGUAACGAAACCCUUUUAAUCCACAAUAUGGCGGCCGGUAUCAAGUACCAUAUUCAGAGGGAGUUAUUCGAUGCGUUAGACGAACGAAUUUUGUCAGUGUGCAAUGUGAAUAAAUUGCUUAAAAAGAAAAAAGCAUCGUAUCUAUGCAUUGUGUCAACCACUAAACCUCGGAUUGUGAUAUCAAUAUGCCAGGUGAAACAGUACGACAAAGGCGUUUGGAAGAAAAAACGAUCUUGGUUGCUAGAGGAUGUGAAGGGGGUGGAUGGCAGAAAUGAAUCACCAGAAACACACGAAUUUGACCUAAACCUGGAGAAGGUUUACCGCUGGUUUGCGGCGAACUUACACGAACGACAAAACUUCAUUACUGUUUUAUGGAAGCAGCUUCAAAAGCAUGUCACGGCUGAAGCUUGUCCUAUUUUUAAAAACGUUCCAAAACUUUGGCUAACAGAGCGAUCACCAGAAAAAGCACUCGAGAAAUUUGCUACGAUGGGAUCUACGCCGAAUGUAGGUGAUGAAGAGGAUGACGAACUGGAUGAAGUGGAAAGUGAAGAUUUUCAGGCUCUAACUGAAAAAGAGGAGACAAAUUUAAAUAAGCUAAUUGGAGAAUGCAAUUAUGCAAUAAGCAAUGCCGAGCAAUUUAUGGAACAGCUAGGAAAAAACCUCCAGGAACUAGAUGGCGCAAACAUUCAAAGCGUUCUAGCGUCCGAAAAACAGGUCGAUGCAUUGAUGGAUCAAAUUGAAUCCGCAAUUUUAGAAGCUGAGAAAGUUGAGAAACGCUUAGAUGACUACGAUGAGAUUCUAUGUCACAUUCGUGAUACGAUGGAAAAAAUGGGAGAAAAGAAUCAGAUGAUCGAAAUAGCCAACACAAACAAUGUAAAACUACUGCACGAAUUGGAGAAGGUGGUGUUCCAGUUAGAUCUUCCUCAUGUCCAUCAGCUGGCUUUGACGGACACAGAUUUGACUCCGAAAGGGCUUCCAGUUGCCAUAGCUGCUGGUAAAGCACUACAAACGGCUAUGAACAGUGACAUCGACCCAGCACUCUUGCGAUUGACAGCCGUUCAGGAUCAACGAAAGCGAUUUGAGAAAUGGAAGGCCAAAUUUUCGCAAACCGUUAGUCGUCAUUUGAACAAUUUAUUCAUACAUUUAGGAAAUUUGGGCGAUUCACAAAGUCCACAUUCGAGCGAUUUAACACUUCCAAAACAUAACUCAUUCCAUAAGGAACUUUCUGCUUAUGCCGAAUUGAUGCACUGGAUGAAGGCGAUGGAUCGAAAAACAUAUGAUGCGUUAAUAAAGGUGUAUACCAGCUCACUAAGCAAGGUUUAUGAUCGAGAUAUUCGAACCUUUUUCGAAAAUGCAAAGCAAUCAAUAUCAAUUAAGCGUUUUGGGUCUCGAGAGGAUCUAAACAACAGUUCGAUGAGUAACAAAUUAAAACUAACGCAACAAAGUAAUAAACCUCCAACGCAACCUUAUGGUAUAUUGGGUAUUAAUCGUGAGCUCUGGGGUGCAGGUGCAGAGCCAGCAGAAAGACAGAAAUUUGAUUCGAUUCUAGAAAAAGUUUUAGCAGAACUCGAACCAGUGGCACUGAGUGAACAACACUUCUGUAUCGCAUUUUUUCAACUGGAUGUUAUAAGUCCGACGGGGAAAAAUACACAGACAACGCUAGAUGUUUCAACCGCCAUGCAGGAUAGAGAACGAGAUGAACGGGACACUGCAUUGGCGAUUCCCCAAAAACGCCUGGACCGACAAAUAAACGAAGACGUACGGAAAAUGAUGGGAGAGUUGUUCAGCAAUUUAGAGCUAGAAUUGAACAGUUUCAUACUCAGCUUCGAGAAGCUCGACAGCUAUUACUCCUUGUAUGUACUAGUUCGUCUAACGCAGCAUGUAAUGUCCGCCCAAGAUGCCAAGUCUUUUCUCAGUAUGACAUUUGCGUCCGCAUUGAUUCACGUAAAACGAAAUUUCGAUAAAUUCAUGAAUCUUCAGCUGCAGUCAAUUCAAGAAGCCAAAGUUCCCAAACGUUCCAAGUGCGGUCUAUUACCGUACGUUGAAAAUUUCGAAGAAUUUGCCGUAACGGCUGAAACCGUGUUCAAGAAAACCGAACGACGGAAUGAUUUGGACCGAUGGUAUCUUAAACUGGUUGAAGCAAUCUUUGAACAUAUUCCGCUACACGCUUUGGAUCAUGCUAAAACGCCACAGCAAGUGGUCAAAAUGGAAAAUUAUCAUCGGAUGCAUUCACUGCUAUCGCAACUGAAAGUUGUAGUGCUGGAGCAACUAAAAAAGGAGGCCAAGGUGAGAUACAACGAUUCGUUGAGGGCUUACGUCACUAAAUAUUUCGGACGACCACUGGAGAAAUUGAACCAAUUUUUCGAAGGUGUACAGCAAAAAGUACAACAAGGGGUGAAGGAAACUGAGAUCAGCUACCAGAUGGCUUAUUCAAAACAGGAGCUCCGUAAAGUUAUAGCCCAGUAUCCCGCUAGAGAAGUGAAGAAAGGUUUAGAGCACCUGUACAAGAAAGUGGAAAAACAUCUCUGCGAGGAAGAAAAUUUGUUGCAAGUAGUUUGGCGUGCGAUGCAAGAAGAGUUUAUCGCUCAAUACAACUCACUCGAACUGUGGAUACAACGCUGCUAUGCUGGAGCUAUGAUCACGCUAGAUUUUACGAUUAAGGAUAUUCUGGACUUUUUCUCUGAGAUCGCGAGAUCACACUAAACUCACUAUGAUUCCUUAUUUGCUAUUGCUUCUACUAAUCGAUUUUUGUAGCAAAGAUAAGCGUUAUCACAGAAAAAUAUCCAAAUAGAUAUCGACCAUACCAGUUAGAAGUUAUAUUUUUUUCUUGCACCUUCACUUUUAACGUUACAUUAUUAACACGUCGCAGAAUUAAGGGCUGGUUCGACGGAUAUAAGUAAGCGAUCAAACAUUAGAAUCCUCUUCCGAUGUGGACGAGUGCAAAUAUUAUCUAUUAUUCAGUUCAGAAAAAAAUGUAUAGAGGUUAUGAACUGUUGAAUAAAGAAAAACUAAAGCACUUA